Molecule: messenger RNA, 1062 nt
Organism: Ophidiomyces ophidiicola
Lineage: Eukaryota; Fungi; Ascomycota; Eurotiomycetes; Onygenales; Onygenaceae
Exons: 7
Coding region: 1-1062 (353 amino acids)
Source: RefSeq, a predicted model, not a curated record
AUGUCUGCCGCCCCAGACACCCCCGCCCACGAGACCUUCGUCCUCGCCGGCCGCGCCGUCCCGCGCCUGUUCGUGGGCCUGUGGCAGCUCUCCAGCCCGGCCUGGGGCUCCGCGCCGCGCUCGCGCAUCCUGGCCGACUUUGCGCGAUACGUCGACGCCGGCUUCACGGCCUUUGACAUGGCCGACCACUACGGCGACGCCGAGCUGCUGUUUAUGACCGGAGCCCAACCCGCCGCCGCCGCCGCACGCUCGCAACAGGGCCGAUUCCGCGCCGCGCAGCCCGACCCCGCCGCCGUCUUCUGCGCCACCAAGUACUGCGUGUUCGACGCCCGCCGCCCGCAGACCGCCGCCGUGCUGCGUGACGCCGUGGCCGCGCGCCUGCGCAACACCCACGCCGACGCCGUCGACCUGCUGCAGUACCACUGGCAGCACUACGACGAUCCGCAGUAUAUCCCCGCCCUGCGUGCGCUGCAGGCCGACGCCCGCGUGGCCGCGCUGGGCCUGUGCAAUUUCGACUCGCUGCGCAUGCAAGAGGUGAUCGACGCGGGGAUCGCGGUCGCCACGAACCAGGUCCAGUUUUCGCUGAUCGACUCCCGCCCCAGGUACGCCAUGGAGCCCGUUUGCCGCGCCCACAACGUCAAGCUGCUGACCUACGGCACGCUGUGCGGCGGCUUCCUGGCCGACAAAUGGCGGGGAAAACCCGCCCCCGAUGCCUUUGCUGAAGGAAUGACUCCCAGUCUGCGCAAGUAUCUCGACAUGAUCACCAUCUGGGGCGGCUGGCCGCUGUUCCAGACGCUGCUGACCGCGCUGGCCGCCAUCGCCGCGAAGCACGGCGUGUCGGUGUCCACCGUGGCCGUGCGCUGGGUGCUCGACUUCCCGUUCGUGGGCGCCGUCAUCGUGGGCGCGCGCAUGGGCGUCAGCCACCACAUCCGCGACAACCUGGCCGCGUACGGCUGGUCGCUGGACCACGACGAUCGCCGCCACAUCGAGCUGGUCUUGUCCCAGAGCCGGAGGGAUGACGUGUUCCGCGAUAUGGGCGACUGUGGGUCCGAGUAUCGCUGA